AUGGGCCGAUACAAGAUGGGCCCAUCUCUACCAUUACCAUUUUCCUCUUCCAUUCCAAAUCCAAAGCAUUCCCUCAAGCUAAUCAGGAGAGCAUCAUCAAUGGCGAAACCGCUGGGACACACAGGCGAGUUCUUUAGGAGAAGGGACGAGUGGCGGAAGCACCCGAUGAUGACGAACCAGUGGCGCCACGCCACCCCCGGCCUCGGCAUCGCGCUCGUCGCUUUUGGUAUUUACGUUGUUGAAUUUCCCCUCUAUCUACUAGAUGAACGCCCGGGGCCAAGGAUUAGGCACAAUCAUAUUUAUCACUCUUCUCUGUUUCUCUAUCAGCGUUUAAUAAGCUCUCAGCGUCUUUUGCCUUCAAUGAGCAGAACUCUGAAUCUGUAA
Fraxinus pennsylvanica is the source of this 384-nucleotide messenger RNA. NCBI's taxonomy places the organism in Eukaryota, Viridiplantae, Streptophyta, Magnoliopsida, Lamiales, Oleaceae. The record is from the annotation of a GenBank genome assembly.